This is a messenger RNA of Leopardus geoffroyi (Geoffroy's cat), 1368 nucleotides long. It is a transcript of the gene ERGIC3, whose product is annotated as ERGIC and golgi 3. Gene Ontology annotation, biological process: retrograde vesicle-mediated transport, Golgi to endoplasmic reticulum; endoplasmic reticulum to Golgi vesicle-mediated transport. The record is from RefSeq and is a predicted model, not a curated record. Gene Ontology annotation, cellular component: COPII-coated ER to Golgi transport vesicle; endoplasmic reticulum membrane; endoplasmic reticulum. The transcript has 13 exons. Lineage: Eukaryota; Metazoa; Chordata; Mammalia; Carnivora; Felidae. Bases 85 to 1236 code for a protein of 383 amino acids.
GAGGGGGGAGUGGCUCAAGCUCCGGGCCGGAAGCAGGAGGCUGCAGGGGCGGGCCGGCUGGCGUCCCCUUUCCGGCUGGUCCCCAUGGAGGCGCUAGGGAAGCUCAAGCAGUUCGAUGCCUACCCCAAGACUCUGGAGGACUUCCGGGUCAAGACCUGCGGGGGCGCCACGGUGACCAUUGUCAGUGGCCUUCUCAUGCUGCUACUGUUUCUGUCCGAGCUUCAGUAUUACCUCACCACUGAGGUGCAUCCUGAACUCUACGUGGACAAGUCACGGGGAGACAAACUGAAGAUCAACAUCGACGUAUUUUUUCCGCACAUGCCUUGUGCCUAUCUGAGCAUUGAUGCCAUGGAUGUGGCUGGGGAGCAGCAGCUGGAUGUGGAACACAACCUGUUCAAGCAACGGCUGGAUAAGGAUGGCAUCCCCGUGAGCUCAGAGGCAGAGCGUCAUGAGCUUGGGAAAGUCGAGGUAAAGGUGUUUGACCCUGACUCCCUGGACCCUGAUCGCUGUGAGAGCUGCUAUGGUGCCGAGACUGAAGACAUCAAGUGCUGUAACACCUGUGAGGAUGUGCGGGAGGCUUAUCGCCGUCGGGGCUGGGCCUUCAAGAACCCAGACACUAUCGAGCAGUGCCGGCGAGAAGGCUUCAGCCAGAAGAUGCAGGAGCAGAAGAAUGAAGGCUGCCAGGUGUAUGGCUUCUUAGAGGUCAACAAGGUGGCUGGAAACUUCCACUUUGCUCCUGGGAAAAGCUUCCAGCAGUCCCAUGUGCACGUCCACGACUUGCAGAGCUUUGGCCUGGACAAUAUCAACAUGACCCACUACAUCCGGCACCUGUCAUUCGGGGAAGACUACCCAGGCAUUGUGAACCCCCUAGACCGCACCAACGUCACCGCACCCCAAGCCUCCAUGAUGUUCCAGUACUUUGUGAAGGUGGUACCUACAGUGUACAUGAAGGUAGAUGGGGAGGUGCUGAGGACAAAUCAGUUCUCUGUGACCAGACACGAGAAGGUUGCCAAUGGGCUGAUGGGUGACCAGGGACUUCCCGGAGUCUUUGUGCUCUAUGAGCUUUCGCCCAUGAUGGUGAAGCUGACGGAGAAGCACAGGUCCUUCACCCACUUCCUGACUGGUGUGUGCGCUAUCAUUGGGGGCAUGUUCACAGUGGCUGGACUCAUCGAUUCACUCAUCUACCACUCGGCUCGAGCCAUCCAGAAGAAAAUUGAUCUCGGGAAAACAACGUAGCUGUCUCCUUCCCCUCCGUUGUUCCCUUUCUCUUUGGCCUUGUGGUCAUUUCCUAGCCUUCUCCCCACCCCUCCGACCCCCUCAGAGCGUCGGUCUCAGCACAGGUUGAUAAAUCUAUUGAUUGUGAUAGUA